Molecule: messenger RNA, 4788 nt
Organism: Blepharisma stoltei
Lineage: Eukaryota; Ciliophora; Heterotrichea; Heterotrichida; Blepharismidae
Source: the annotation of a GenBank genome assembly
AUGACUGAAGCUGAAGCCAGUUAUUGCCAGGAUGGCAACUUUUGGAAGUUCCCCAACAGAAAAUCUAUUAAAAAUGCAAUUUUCGAGCUUUAUUACCAGCUCUACUAUAAAUUCAGUUGUGAACAAAAUUCUAUACCUUGACAAAAAGGUAAAGUAGCAGCAGAAGGUAUGAUAUGAUGCCUCCAAAUAAUAAGCUUACUGUGGCUUCCAGAUAUGUCUAUCAGCAAUUGAAAUAAAAAUAUGAUCAUAUGGAAGAUUAUAGGAUAUUUAAAAUUUGACAAUGUUUGCUCAGAAUUAGGGAUUAUCAGCGAAUGCUUAGUUUUAUCUGUCUUAUUUACCUGUACUAGUUUUUUGAUAUUUAUUAGUUUUUUUACUGCUAUUUAUAAUUCUUAUAGCAUACCCAUUCUUAUUUUGAACACCUUUCGCUACCUUUUUAUGAUAAUCUGCAAAAAUUUCUACCUAGGCUUGUUCAGGAAAAUAUAAAAAUUAUAUAAUUUUUUCUAAAAAUUAAGAUAUUAUAAAAUCUAUAUUGCUGAUAAAAAAUUUUUAUUGCUGAAUUAAUAUUCCCAAUCUAAUAUAGUUUAUGGAUAACUUUUUUUUUUAUACCCUCGAUUCAGCUUUUUACAAUUUUUCUUAAAUACAAUUUUUUUCCUCAGGAUAAAAUUGCAGAAUAUCAAAAUCACAAUGAUUUUUCUGAGUUUGAAAUUAGCUUGCUAUUUCAAAUUGGGAUAAUAUUCUCAAUUAUAUUUGCAUUGGUUCUAAUUUUGUUAAACACACAGUUUUCUGGAGAUAUUCGACAUUCUCUGCAUAAAUUAGUAAUAGUUGCUAAAGCACACUCACAAGUUGAUACUCAUAUAGCUAUUUUUACGUAUCUUUUACCAGUUUUUUAUGCUAUACUUGCUAAAAACUUUAUUAUAUAUUUGCAAAUAUUAGCUAUUAUUUUUUCAGCGAUUUUGAUCAGAGAAACUAUGGUAAUUCGCCCUUAUUUUUCUUUUUAUUACACCUCAAUAGCUAUUUUGCGAUUAUUUUUUAUAUCAUUUGUUUCUCUUAUUUUUAUUUUGGGUCGAUUAAUGGACAACUCAUUAGUUAUUUCUAUACUUGCCAUUAUUUUAGGGCCAUUAUUGUCUAUUUUUAUCGUUCUGUUUACGAAAAAAUCAAAAAUUGCUAAAAAUAUCCCUGAAGACAUUCAAAAUAUAAAUUCUGAAUACGAAUUAGAAAAAUAUUUAAGACAUGCAUUAUGCUCAAACGAUUUUGAAAAUAAAGACAAGAUAAUUCAAAUUUUUGAAAAUUUCUUUAUAGAUAAAAGGUUAAAUUGUAGUAAACUCCUUUCCAUAUGAGAAGCAAACUAUUGUCUAUUUACAUUAGAAGAUAAAACAUUAGCCAAUAUCAAGAUUGCUAAAAAUAAAGAAAUUUCUGAUUUAAAUAUGGAAGCGAAUUAUCAAGAAUAUUUAUGCAAUAAAAUUAUCUUAAGCAACCACUUAUCUGACAGCUUAAAUUUUUCUAACUUUUUUGCUGAAUUCCAGAAUGCUAAAAGAAAAGAUAAAGAAUUAUGCAUCAAUUUACUGAGUUUUUUAAAUGAAAUUACUUCUAUUAAGCCAAAUUUGAAAUAUUUAAAAAAGCAGUUGAACUCAAUAGAUGAAAAUAUUUCAGUUUUGAAUAAGCAAUAUAGCCAGUUAUCGGUAAAGUAUUUCAAUUCUAACUCGCCUGGUCCGUAUCGAACAAAAUAUUUUGUUCGCUCAUGAAGGGGGGUUAAUUUUCUUAAAAAAUUUAUAUAUAAAUUUAUAGAAAAUUUAUUUUUUCGAAAUUAAAAAAAUCAUAAUUCACAAAAAUUGGAAAUAAAUAGCUAUUUAAUUGGUAAAAAUUUAUCUUUUAAAAUGCAAGCUGUUUAGUUUUAAAUUAAAAAAUGUUAGCUAGAGAUUUGACUAUAAUUAUCACUUAUAUAUUUUUUUUUCUAAAAAUUAUUAUAUUAAAAAAGUUUAUUCGCUGGCGGCUUUUUGAGUAAAAAAUAGGGAUUUUUUCAAAAAUUUUUUUUCAUUCAUGGAGGAGGAGUAAAGAACUUUUAUCUCUUUAUGCUUCAUAUGCAAAAGAUAUCAUUUAUGAUUUAGAAAAAUCUGCAUUAAUUGAGAUGAAAAUAAGAUCUUUCGAUAAAGUUUUUUCUAGUUCUAUUAUCGAUUCUAGCACUUUCAGCUUUUUAAAUGAAAAUAAUGGAAUUUUAAUUAUUUCAAAUGAAUUUGAAAACUUUGGAGAAAUUCUCUAUGCAAAUCACAAAUCAGCUGAAAUUUUAAGACUUCCUUUAAAUAAUUUUAUCAAUGACAAUUUUUUUAAUUUUUUCCAUCCUUACCAUAAAGAAAGAAUUUCAAACGGAGCCAAGAAAUUUGUUCAAUUUAGUUCAUCAUUAGAAACAUACUUAAGCCAAGGCUUUUUUUUAAAUCUCCCAAACAAUUUAUUAGAAUGCGUUGGAAAACUAUCGGUUACAGUAAUAAAUAAUUUUAUUGUCUCUAUAUUGAUUUUUAGAGAAAAAGAAAUCAAGAAUCAAGUUGCCUUAAUUUCUGAUGAUUACGAAAUAAUUUGCCACUCACUCCCCCCCAUCCUUGAUCGAACGAUUGACUGUAAAAAUUCCUAAAAAUUGGAGAAUUAACCCCCAUCCUUGAUCGAACGAUUUUCAUAUCAUUUCAUUUUUUUAUAUAUAUAAAAAUAUAUUAGUUAUCAAAAGCUUGGGAGAUGCACCUAAUGAAGUUGUUUUCAGAGACUUUGAGACGACAGAAAGCUUUGGAAUAAACAUAUGAAGUGCUUUAGUCAUCAUCCUGGGCUUAAAAACUUAAUAAUCUAAUAAAAUAGAGAUUCUUUAAAAAUUAAAAAAAAAAUAAUAUUAUUUAAAAGUAAAUAAAAAAAAUAUAUAUAUAUAUUUUUUUUUAUAUAUAAAAGUUUUUUCCCAAAAAAUUUUUUUUUAAUCCCCAUCCUUGAUCGAAGACUCGGGAUCGUUCGAUCAAGGAUGGGGGUGGGGAGUCAGCUAAUUUUCAAAGAUUCUUAGGAAAUCCUAAUAAUAAUUUUGCAGGAACAAAUAUCAAAAAUUUAUUUUUUGAUUCAGAGGAAUUUGAUAUCAAGCCUUUUGUCGCUUAUUAGAUUAGAUCAUGAUGGGAAUUUAUAGUCCCCUUUUCCUGAAGCACUGUGCGUUUCACAGUCGAUACCUGCAGGGUGGUUCACUUAAAGCAGCUUGAGCCCAGGCCGAAACCCCGGUUUUAUGGUAUAGGAUUUUCCCUCCUUAUCUAGCCAAAGCCAGAUUUUGCUGAAACCUCCAUUUUUAGCCCAAGUACCAAAAUUGCCACCAUGCAUAGCUUAGGCCUGAUUGUCCAUUGAGGGACCCUUUUAUACUGGAGAGAUCUUCGUCCAGCCUUUAUUGCCUUUUUUCUCCAGAUUAUCUUCAAAGAAAAUCUCAAUGUGCUUACGCAGAUUCUGGACGGCGGGUAAGCCGCUCUGUCUCUAUCAGACACUGACUCUGGGCCUCGAGCCACUAAUCAGCUGGAAUAGUGCUAGGCCUCUCGCUUUUAAGUCCGGAUAUAUAUAAGGACACCCACCACAGGGAGGACAGGUCACUCGUCACCGGCCAUUUUAUAUAUAUUCUUUUUUUGUAGCUUAUACAUUACCCAAUUUUUUCAAUAAAAUGCAUUUAGUCUACUCAUAUUACGAAAUUUAUGGAAUAAAAGUCCCUUAUGCAAUAUUAAUAAAAGGAGACGAAGGAAUCAAAACAUGGAAGAUUGAAGAGCUUGUCCCUAAUAAUAAAACGGCAAAUUUGCAGGUUGUGAGCAGUCUUUUGUCAGCAAAGCUACCAGAAUCGUUUGCUACUUUCAGAACUAUUAGCUCAUUUCAAAAAGAAAAUCACUCUGAAGAAGAUUUGGACUCAAAAAUGGAUUUAUAUCGAUUUACUAACGAAGCCCCUGACAAAUAUGAUUUUUCAGAUAAAAAUGACGAAAAUAAGUCCCAGUACUCAGCGAGUUCGUCUCAAAACAAAUUUCUCAAUAUGCUACAAAUUUCAUCAAAGUCCAUUAAUAUCCUUCAUCUGGCUUUUAUUUUUGCUGUGAUUUUUAUUUAGGUUUUAACUGUUUUAGCCGUCAAUAUAGCAGUAUUGGUCUAUGCUUUUUCUAAAAUUAAUAUAAUAAGCGAUGUGGAGCUGCCAUUAUAUAUUGGAAGAGCUGGAAAAUAUUUUCAGCAAGUUGCUUUAUAUUCUCAUAUGGUCUUUCAGUGCUAUGUUUCUCAAAUGCCUGAAGCAAUCGCUCUUGUGCCAGACAUAUUCAGUAGAGAUGUGAACUCCUUACUUUCCCCCUCCGUGAGCUAACAAAACCAUUGCAAAUUCUAUAUUUUUUGAGUAGAAACCCACCCUCCAAUAGAACAAAAACCAUUUUAAUAUCAAAAUUUUUUAUGAAAAUAUAUUUUGAUAUAUGAAUAAUAAUUAGUAUAAUGAAAUCUCUGCCUAUUUCUCUUUAAUUUUAAACAGCUUUUAUUUUAAAAGCAUAAAUUUCGUCUGUGAGUUUAUAUUUUAAAAAAUAAUAAAAUAUUAAAAAUUAAUACCUCUGUAAGCAAAAAAAAAUUUUGUUGAAUCACGGAAGGGAGCUGGCAGAUUUUGAAACGCUUUACUCGAAUAUGACAAUAAAGUCAAAAAAUUGAAACCACUGUUCAGGUCAAACCAUUAUAAACGAUGUAAAUGUUGAUUUAUGACCAACAGAUGGCGGAGUUAAUCCAAAAAAAGUAAAUUUGGUGAAAGCUGUAGCAGAAUUUAUAAACCAUGUAUAA